AUGAGGCUUCUUCACACCACGACGCUCGAUCUCAAUGAGUUCAUCGGCGACGUUCCUCCAUACGCCAUCCUCUCUCACACCUGGGAAAAUGACGAAGUGAGUCUCCAGGACUUGUCAACCACUGCUGGGCGGUCCAAAAAAGGGUUCAAGAAGAUUGAGGCAUGCUGUGCACAGGCCCGUCGCGACGGUUUUGACUGGGCUUGGCUAGACACGUGCUGCAUUGACAAGACAUCGAGCGCCGAGCUCUCCGAGGCCAUCAACUCCAUGUUUCGAUGGUAUCGGCAGGCCAGAGUUUGCUACGUCUACCUGAGCGAUUUACCAUCUCAAUAUCCGGGGGAUGUCGAUCGCCGACAAUUUCAUAGUGUCAAAUGGUUUACCCGAGGAUGGACUCUUCAAGAGCUUAUAGCUCCCAGGGCUAUGGAAUUUUACGACCAGAACUGGGAAGAAAUCGGCACCAAGGUGUCUUUGCUCGACUUGCUACACGACAAGACGGGUAUUCGGCGCGACAUAUUAGACGGAACAACCAUCCAUACCGUUAUUCCCACCGGAGAACGUAUGUCUUGGGCUUCAAAUAGGAAAACCACCAGGCAGGAGGACCUUGCUUAUUGUCUCCUGGGCAUCUUCGGCAUACAUAUGCCUCUGCUCUACGGAGAAGGCUCGCAGUCGUUCAUCCGCCUUCAGCAGGAGAUUCUCCGCACAUCAGAGGACCUCAGCAUUCUGCUGUGGACAGGCUUUUCCCGACAGACGACCACAUGCGGCGUUCUGGCAACGGCACCCAGUGCUUUCAAGGAUAUCAAGAUGGUCGAUCUCCAGGGCCACAGAGUUGGUUUUCUAGUGACUUGGAGGUGGAAAUACGUGAUCACGUUACAGCCUUGGUCGGCGGACAUCAGUUGGCGCCGUGAUAUGCUCCUAAAUACGCCCCCCACCAUCACUAGCCGCGGUUUACAUGUCCAACUGCCGAGAACCCUGGUCAACGGAGGACUGUCCAGACUGAGCUUGCCCUACAUCUACUACGUCCCACGGGCCGAAAUCUGCUUUGACGACCCGCUUCCGAUGUACUUGAAGAUAUCGCACCAACAAGUCGAAGAGGAUUUCAGGGGACUGGACAUGUUCACCGUCUCGCUGGAGGACAACGAUCCGUUACGGAUUGGAAUUUGCAGGUCAACAAUCCCGCCCGGCACUUUCCUAGGACUGGAGGCAGAGGAUGAUGGGCUCGACGUUUUCAGGCUCCCCGAGUCGCACGCGCACCAAGUCGUUCUGCAAUGUUCGGUGACGCACCGUGAGUCCCCUCAUAUUUACAGCAGCAAGGUCACCGUUGCCGUCAAAGAAGUUCCGGGAGAAGACCGCCUGGGCUGCUUCAUCAAUACAAACGAGGAUGCUCAAGCUUCGAUUUGGGAGAUGAUUAGCUCCCAUUCUACAGGAAUCGACAACGAUAUUUCUCAGAAUGGUCUCCAGACCGAGGAUGAGGCUCGGAGAUGGUCGUCGGUUUCCCAGUUGGUCGGCGCGGGUCCGUGGUCGGACCGGUGCGCAAAGAAACUCCCAGGUGACCAGUAUGUACUGAUGGCUGCCAUUAAGAUGUCAAGAGGCAUCCCGGUGCUUGUCCUUAGGAUCAAAUCGCUUUCUCGCAGAUGA
Messenger RNA from Colletotrichum aenigma, 1632 nucleotides. It is a transcript of the gene HET-E1-1, whose product is annotated as Vegetative incompatibility protein HET-E-1. NCBI's taxonomy places the organism in Eukaryota, Fungi, Ascomycota, Sordariomycetes, Glomerellales, Glomerellaceae. The transcript has 2 exons. The coding region runs from base 1 to 1632 and encodes 543 amino acids. The record is from RefSeq and is a predicted model, not a curated record.